Terrapene triunguis (Three-toed box turtle) is the source of this 771-nucleotide messenger RNA. Its product is annotated as latent-transforming growth factor beta-binding protein 4-like. The annotation marks the transcript as partial. The record is from RefSeq and is a predicted model, not a curated record. Lineage: Eukaryota; Metazoa; Chordata; Testudines; Emydidae. The transcript has 6 exons. Gene Ontology annotation, molecular function: calcium ion binding.
AUGGCUUCAAGGAGAUCUGCCCAGCGGGUCCCGGCUACCACUUCUCCGCCUCCGACCUGCGCUACAACACUCGUUUCCUGGGCUCCGACCUGCCCCGCGUGCCCGUCAGCCACCAGCAGGGGGGGCGGACGGCUGCCCCACCCGCCCUGGCCCCCCCCUCCCGCUGGAGUGCCCAGCCCACAGCACCGGGGGGGCAGCGCCCUGCCCAGCCCCCCCCAACCCUGCCACCUAUCCCCAAAGCUGCCCGGGAGGGGCCAACCUCAGAGCCCAGCAGCGUGUGCGAGCGGAACCCCGAGAUCUGCGGCCCGGGGCGCUGCGGCCCUCGCCAGGGCGGCUACACCUGCCUCUGUCACCCCGGCUUCUGGCUCAGCACCCAGGGCACCCACUGCAUCGACAUGGACGAGUGCCGGCAGAGCCCGCGCCCCUGCGCCAACGGGCGCUGUGAGAACACUGUGGGGAGCUACCGCUGCGUCUGCGGCCCCGGCUACCGCGCGGCCCCCCCGGGCACCGAGUGCCGAGACAUCGACGAGUGCGCCCAGAGCCCCCGCCCGUGCACCCAGGGCCGUUGUGAGAACACGCCCGGCUCCUACCGCUGCGUCUGCCCCGCCGGAUACCGGCCCAACCCCCCUGGCACCAGCUGCACCGACAUCGACGAGUGCGCCCAGAUCCCCCGCCCGUGCGCCCAGGGCCUCUGCGAGAACACGGCCGGGAGCUACCGCUGUACCUGCCCUCGGGGCUACCGCGCCAGUCCAGCCGGCACCGAGUGCCUGG